AUGGCGCGACCGGCCAACGGGAGGCUGCAAGGCCUAGUCACGGUCUCGGGAAUGGUAGCGUUCAUUGGAGCAUUGGCCGUUGCUCCCCGUAUCUCCAUCACCAAAACCGACGACUCAACAAUUAUCAAAUACGACCACCUCAAACCGAAACACGACACACCCGCGCCAGCCGAUCCAGGCCUGAUCAUCGCCCCGUCUCCCCAGCCCCAGCCUUCUCGAAGCACAGCGAAGCAACCCACCAGCGGCGGACGCAAACCAUUCAGCCAGACCGACUGGAUCUUCGACACCGGCGCCACGACACACGUCUGCACCAACCGCGCCCUGCUGCACAGCUACGACACGCUCAAUCCGUACAGCCACCGCGUGAAUCCCCGAGCGGUGGGCUAUUUCGGCCCGAACCCAAUCCCGAUCGUCGGGGCGGGCGAUUGUACGUUGCUUCUACCUCUGGGACCUGGAGAUGCUGCUGCCGUUACCAACAAGCCGCGCUUGACUCCGUCUUCGACGAUGUGGAGUAUGCUUGGUGCGGGUGCGGGUGGCACGAGUAGAAGCACAACCACAGCCACACCAGCGGGAAACUAUACUGUUGGGAACAAUGGUCAUACCGCCAGUUUGACUCCAGAAGACCACGACGGCUUUGACUCGUUGGGACAACAACAAGACAAACAUCCACCACCAGGACAUUACCGAGCCGUGACGCGUCUCACCAUCAAGAAUGUCAUGCAUAUCCCCGAAGCGGGCGUCAAUCUAAUCAGCUGGUCGCAGCUCAAACGGGCCAAAGGCCUCGAUUUGAGGCUGGUCGAAGAGACCGACGGUAGCUUGACGGUGCGGGAGCACGGGAGGGCGCUGAUGCGCUUCGAGCCGCGGGACGGGCUGUUUUUUCUGGUGCAGGCUGACUUGUCGCCUAGUGCGCGGCAGGAGAUCUUUAAUAAUGGACAUUAA
Molecule: messenger RNA, 939 nt
Organism: Capronia coronata CBS 617.96
Lineage: Eukaryota; Fungi; Ascomycota; Eurotiomycetes; Chaetothyriales; Herpotrichiellaceae
Exons: 2
Coding region: 1-939 (312 amino acids)
Source: RefSeq, a predicted model, not a curated record